AUGUUCCCAGCCCUGCGGUACAGGAUGAUCAACAAGCCUGAGAAGCUGGACAAGCCAGAGAGCUGUGAUAACGUGAAGGUUGUUGUCCGAUGCCGGCCUCUGAACGAACGAGAGAAAGCUACAGGCUACAAGAUGGCAGUCAACGUAGAUGAAAUGAGAGGAACUAUAACUGUUCAUAAAACAGACUCAUCCAAUGAGCCUCCCAAGACGUUUACGUUUGACACUGUUUUUGGACCAGAGAGUAAACAGCUAGAUGUCUAUAACUUAACCGCAAGACCUAUUAUUGACUCUGUCCUAGAAGGAUACAAUGGCACUAUUUUUGCAUAUGGGCAGACUGGAACAGGCAAAACUUUCACCAUGGAAGGGGUCCGAGCAGUUCCUGAGCUUAGAGGAAUCAUUCCCAAUUCCUUUGCCCAUAUAUUUGGUCACAUUGCCAAGGCAGAGGGGGAUACAAGGUUUUUGGUUCGUGUAUCUUACCUGGAAAUUUACAAUGAAGAAGUGCGAGACCUGCUAGGAAAAGACCAGACACAGAGGUUAGAGGUUAAAGAGAGACCUGAUGUGGGAGUUUAUAUCAAAGACCUAUCAGCCUAUGUCGUAAACAAUGCAGAUGAUAUGGACAGAAUCAUGACUCUGGGCCACAAAAACCGUUCUGUUGGUGCCACAAACAUGAACGAGCACAGCUCCCGUUCGCACGCUAUCUUCACCAUCACCAUUGAGUGCAGCGAAAAGGGGGUUGAUGGAAACAUGCAUGUUCGCAUGGGCAAACUGCACCUCGUUGACCUUGCUGGUUCUGAAAGACAGGCAAAGACUGGAGCCACAGGACAGCGACUGAAAGAAGCUACUAAGAUCAACCUUUCUCUUUCCACCCUGGGGAAUGUCAUCUCGGCACUGGUGGAUGGCAAGAGCACUCACGUACCUUACCGUAACUCCAAACUUACACGGCUCCUUCAGGAUUCUCUGGGGGGCAACUCCAAAACCAUGAUGUGUGCAAACAUUGGUCCAGCAGACUACAAUUAUGAUGAGACUAUCAGCACUCUCAGAUACGCAAACCGAGCCAAGAACAUCAAGAACAAGGCAAGGAUUAAUGAAGAUCCCAAGGAUGCUUUGCUCCGUCAGUUUCAAAAAGAAAUUGAGGAGCUUAAAAAAAAACUGGAAGAAGGGGAAGAGAUUUCUGGUUCUGAGACCAGUGACUCUGAAGAAGAGGAUGAAGAUGACAAUGGGGAGAUUGGAGAGGAUGGGGAAAAGAGGAAGAAACGACGGGGCAGUAGCAGCAGCAGUAGUUCAGACUCCACAUGCUCUGUCAUAGAGAAACCUCUGGAUAAGUCCUUCACUAAUCAAGCAGGAAAAAAGAAGGUUUCCCCUGAUAAGAUGGUGGAGAUGCAAGCAAAGAUUGAAGAGGAGAGAAAAGCUCUUGAAACCAAGCUUGAUAUGGAAGAAGAAGAAAGAAAUAAAGCCAGAGCUGAACUGGAGAAGAGAGAAAAAGAUUUGCUUAAAGCUCAACAAGAGCACCAGACCCUGCUAGAGAAACUGUCUGCACUGGAGAAGAAGGUGAUUGUAGGAGGUGUGGACUUGCUCGCAAAAGCAGAGGAACAAGAGAAACUUCUAGAAGAAUCAAAUAUGGAGCUGGAAGAACGAAGGAAGAGAGCAGAGCAGCUUCGCAAGGAGCUUGAGGAGAAGGAGCAAGAACGCUUGGACAUAGAGGAGAAGUACACCAGCCUCCAGGAAGAAGCACAGGGAAAAACUAAAAAGCUGAAGAAGGUUUGGACCAUGCUUAUGGCUGCAAAAUCAGAGAUGGCAGAUCUGCAACAAGAGCAUCAGAGAGAGAUCGAAGGGUUACUGGAGAAUAUUCGGCAGCUGAGCAGGGAACUUCGUCUUCAGAUGCUUAUCAUAGACAACUUCAUUCCUCAAGACUACCAGGAAAUGAUUGAAAACUACGUUCACUGGAACGAAGACAUUGGGGAAUGGCAGCUGAAAUGUGUUGCAUAUACAGGAAACAACAUGAGGAAGCAGACUCCUGUCCUGGAUAAAAAGGAAAAAGAUCCCUUUGAAGUGGACCUUUCCCAUGUUUACCUAGCUUACACAGAAGAAAGCCUGAGGCAGUCUUUGAUGAAGCUGGAGAGACCGAGGACUUCAAAAGGAAGAUCCAGGCCCAAAACCGGUAGAAGAAAACGUUCUGCAAAGCCAGGAGCCGUCAUUGACUCCCUGCUGCAGUAGGUGUUAUGGAUUCAGGAUUGCUGUAAAAAUCAGUGAGUGUAUAAGACUUGGCCAGAAUGUGGAACCCAAAAGAGUUGGCAGAGUUUGACAAAGUGGCUAUGAAAUCCAUGCCUUACUGGUAUGGAGCUUUAUUUAAAACAUGUCCUUUUCCUUAGUUGCCCAUAUACUGUAUGUUAUAUUAACAUAACGUUAAACUGGUACAUACGGUGGUUGUGAAAUUCUGUGUUAAACAAUUUUGUGUUGUGCAGGGAAACGAUUGUUGGCAACCCUUGCUGAAGUGUAUAGAAAGCAAGGUUCUAGAUGUGUGUUUUAAGUGCUAGACAUGUUAGCCCAAAGUGGUUGGUUAAACUUUAAAGCUGGUGAAUCUGAUUUAUGUUCUGCUUUGCACAUAGAAACUGACAGCUUUCACUGUUUUUUUUCUGUUGCACUGUUUUGUGUGUUUGAAUGUGGUUACCGCAAACCUACGAGGUAACUUGAUUUGAGCAUCAAACCCUUUUAUUUAAAUAAUUCUCAUUGUAGCUAUUAACCUGAUCAUUUCGUGUAUGACACGCAUGCUGCUUUUUUACCCCUUCAUCUGCAGUCUUGGUAUACAAAGUAGUGUUGGGGAAACCUGAACUACACAAGUCAGAUGUCUGGGAAGAGACCGUGUUCUGUUUAAGGGCAACAAAAAACAAGUAUGUCAAGCUGUGCUUUUUAUUUUUUAUUUUCUUGCCUACUUGUGUGUAAUCUCCUGGCACUGCAGAGAACGGCCUUUGAGGCAAAGGCAAGAGAACACGUCUUGUUUGUCUCUUCGCUUGAAGACUGUGGUGCAGCAUUGCUCUGGCUGCUUUUCAUGCUUCUGACUGAGCUGGGAAAUUUUUAAUUUACAUGAAUUGCUUUGUUGUAAUCUGGACAGCAGAGCUUAUUUAAAGGGAAUGCCCUGUUGCUAAAGUCUAGCUUUGUCUUGGGGACACUGAACAUUACAGUUCCAUUUUCUCAUCCCUGCUGCAAAGAGCAUUGGACCCGUGCUCUAUAAACUGAGGAUGAAUUUGAUUCUCUUAUUUUAAAAUAGACAUGAAUUGCCUCUUUCUCCCAGAACAGUAACAUUCCCUGAAAUAACUGAUGCUGUGCUUGUCCCUUUGUAGGCUGCAUCAUCUAUUUCUGGCUGUGCUUUGAGAAUAUAAUUCUGAUCUCCGAUAGUCAUCUAUCUGUGGUGGCUGCUCAUGUUUUUAUUUUAUAUUUAUGCUGCUACUACACAUAACACUUUGACACAUUACUCUUAUGUCGUGGAGAAAAUGCAUCUCCUUUGGAUUGUGUGUUAAAUAACUAAUGCUAGAACAUAUCAGGUGCAGGUAUCCUAAUGGUUCCCAUGGCAGUGUGAUGUUAAUUAGCUAUAACUUCCACGUAGUCUUAAUGUUACCUAGAGUUCAAAAAGCUAUGAUUACUGACAUGAGAGAUUGAGUCAUUAAGCAUGACAUGAUGAAGAGCAAGACAUGGCCUUGGGUGUACUGAGUUUGGCUAGUAGCCACACCUGCAGUUACUGGUACACUCUUGUGAAGUACUUACGGUAGUUAAAAUCCGUAUCCCCUUCUUACCAUUAUGAUGCUUAAUGAGACGUACCUUGUGGAUCUAUGACAGCUGUGAAAUGUCAUUUGACAGGUAAAGCUGUUCUUUCAAUAGCACACUUCACUCAGGAGAUACCUUCAGUGCUAUUCUAAGCAAUUUCUAGACUUUUUGUUUUUUAAAAUACAUAUUUUUUUCAGGGUUGUAAGCAAGGAGGAGAACAUCUGCUCCCUCUUGUGGAGAGGACAAAAGAUCUGGCUUUAUCACCUAAAAUCAUAAAAGAUGCAAAUACAAACACUAGCUUUUUUGUAGCCCAGCAUUUAAGACGAGAUACUCGGUUUCUGUUUAAUCUAAAGUGCAGUUGAUUUUACUCUGGAAGAGCUGAUCUUAUUUUGAAAGUGCUUGGAUAAGGUUAAGAUAUCAAAUGUUAUGUGUUUCAUAAACAAGACAGACUGAAAAUGACUCACUGUUCUUUGUCUUAGCAGUUUCUUAUGUGGGUUUGUGGUCCAAGCAGAUAAACGCAUAAUUUUGGUCCGUAUCAGUUCUGAGAACUAGAGAUAGUUGUUGUAUUUCGUUGUGUUAUGCCUUGCUAUUUUAAGACCCCUUGCUGAAGGAUCUGUUUUUAAGGGGGUGUCUCCUGAGCUGUGCUUUCAAAAACCAAACCCUGUAGUAAAUUGCCCUUUUACUUGACAGACUAUCAAUGACUUAGAUGUCACUGUGAAGCAUGACACUGAGUUCAGAUUAUUUAAAACUGAAUUACAAAGGCAUAUCCUGAUCUUCUGAUUUAAUUCAUGUUGCUCCUGAAAGCAAUAGUCCUCUAGGUAUAACUGAGAGGGCCUUGGGCAGAGAAAAUGUGCUUAAACAAAAAAGCUUGCUUGCGCACACUUGUAACUGACACGUUGGAGAGACUGCCUGGGGUUUCAUAUUAGACGUUUGUUUUGGCGAGCACAUCAUCUGCUCUUGCAAGAGUAUACUUUCUUUAAGUGGAACACUAGCAUGGCCAUGGUGAAGACUAUCAGCUUUGGCUUAUCUUUUAACUGUGUUUUUGUUAUUGCUUUCUUUUUCCUGGGAAUUUUCUUUUAAAAUCAGAGCGCCUGGCUUGGAGGUUUACUUUAAGGGCUUCUCUGUAGCCCUGGAUAAUCUGUGAAUGUCUAAUGUGCCCAUAACAUGUUUUAAAAAGGAGUGGCUUUGGUUUGUUUGGGUUUUUUAAUGACUUGGCAAACACAGCCGUUCUGAUUUCAGCUCAGUAGUUGCUCUAUAGUAUUUCUCAAUAUCAUAUUAACUUAUAUACACACAUACAUAUAUACACACACACACACACAUAUGUGAUGUAUGGCAACCUUCCCAUCUUGCUACCAGAAGUUCCCUUUCAUUCCAGAGCAUCAACCUUGAAUUGAAUUUUUCUGGCUUUAUGUUAUUUAAUGUUGUUUUAAAUGAAUUAUUUCAGAUUUAACUUGUUCCUGAUUCUCUCUUUGUUUAAGAGGAAGGGAAAAUUGUCCUUAGUGCCUUUCCCUAACUUGCAUUGUCUGCACACAUCCUAAUUUCCACCUUUCUCAACAACUCUGUUUAGCCGGUUCUGUAUAUAGGAAAAAACUACUAAUCUGUUUGUAUAAUUUGUCUUCCUAUUUAUUGGCUUUCUAACUGUUUAUUUCUGAUUAUUCUUAGUUUUCUGAUAAAUUCAUUAUACUGUGUAUAUAUAUAAUGUGUUGUGUCCCUGGAGCAUGUUCAUACCAUAAAAUAAAAUUCUUGAUUCCUA
Molecule: messenger RNA, 5512 nt
Organism: Struthio camelus australis
Lineage: Eukaryota; Metazoa; Chordata; Aves; Struthioniformes; Struthionidae
Source: RefSeq, a predicted model, not a curated record